GAGCUAGAGGGAGACAGUGAGGAGAGCGCGGAGCAUCGGAGGUACGCAGCCCGGCACCGGCCGCCGCAGCGCCCGAGUCCGCCUGAAGAGCCUGCCCCGCAGCAGCCCGGUCCGGCGCUGAGCUGACUACAGGGUCCUCUCGGCACGAAGCUUUCUGCACCUGUGCAGCAACAGGGAGAAGUUAGGAGAUGGAGGACGUGGUGAUUGCAGGCAUAGCAGGAAAGCUGCCAGAAUCUGAGAACUUGCAAGAGUUUUGGGAGAACCUACUUAAUGGAGUUGAUAUGGUCACAGAGGAUGAUCGGAGGUGGAAACCAGGAAUGUAUGGGCUGCCCAAGAGAAAUGGAAAGCUCAAGGACAUAAGCAAGUUUGAUGCCUCCUUUUUUGGGGUCCACCCCAAACAAGCUCAUACAAUGGAUCCUCAGCUUCGCUUGCUGUUGGAAGUUUCUUAUGAAGCUAUUUUGGAUGGAGGCAUUAAUCCAGCUACCCUUCGUGGCACAGACACGGGUGUAUGGGUUGGUGCAAGUGGGUCAGAAGCUGCUGAAGCCUUUAGCCAAGAUCCAGAACAGCUUUUGGGAUACAGUAUGACUGGCUGCCAGCGUGCUAUGUUCGCCAACAGGAUUUCUUACUUCUUUGAUUUUAAAGGACCAAGCUUAACUAUUGACACAGCCUGCUCCUCCAGUCUCAUGGCUCUAGAAAAUGCUUAUAAGGCAAUUCGUAAUGGACAGUGCAGUGCAGCCGUGGUAGGAGGGGUCAACCUUCUGCUGAAGCCCCACACUUCUGUGCAGUUCAUGAAGCUGGGUAUGCUUAGUCCUGAUGGUGCCUGCAAAGCUUUCGAUGCUUCAGGAAAUGGAUAUUGUCGCUCUGAAGCUGUUGUCGUCGUUCUUUUGACCAAGAAAUCCAUGGCUAAACGCAUCUAUGCUACAAUAGUUAAUGCUGGGAGUAACACUGAUGGCUUUAAAGAGCAAGGUGUGACAUUCCCAUCUGGAGACAUGCAGCGGCAGUUGGUCAGUUCUCUGCACAGAGAAUGUGGUAUCAAGCCUGGAGACAUUGAGUAUGUUGAAACUCAUGGAACAGGCACCAAGGUUGGAGAUCCACAGGAGGUAAAUGGCAUUGCAGAUGUCUUCUGCCAAUGUGAGAGAGAGCCAUUGUUGAUUGGAUCAACCAAGUCAAACAUGGGUCAUCCAGAGCCUGCCUCUGGACUUGCUGCAUUAGCCAAGGUCGUUCUCUCUCUGGAACACGGGCUGUGGGCCCCAAAUCUUCAUUUCAGUGACCCAAAUCCAGAUAUUCCUGCUUUACUUAAUGGCUCCUUAAAAGUGGUUUGUGAACCCACACCAACAAAAGGUGGCUUAGUCAGCAUCAAUUCUUUUGGCUUUGGAGGUGCUAACGUUCAUGUCAUUCUGAAGCCAAAUGAGAAGAAACAUCAGCCUCCAGAGACUUGUAACUUGCCAAGACUGGUUCAAGUUUGUGGCAGAACACAGGAAGCUGUAGAAACACUAAUUCAAGAGAGCAAAAAACAGAGAGGAUGCGGUCCAUUUUUACGCCUGCUCACUGAUAUCUCUGCAAUUCCUGUAUCCCUCAUGCCCUACAGGGGCUACACCCUAGUUGGCACUGAGAGUGACAUCGGAGAGGUUCAGCAAGUUCAGGUGUCUGGUAGACCACUCUGGUACAUCUGCUCAGGCAUGGGAACCCAGUGGAAAGGUAUGGGCCUGAGUCUUAUGAAAUUGGAUGUGUUUCGCCAGUCUAUAAUGCGCUCAGAUGAGGCUUUGAAGAACACAGGACUGAAGGUCUCAGACCUGCUUCUGCAAGCAGAUGACAAUACUUUUGAUGAGACUGUCAAUGCAUUUGUUGGAGUAGCUGCUGUUCAGAUUGCCCAAAUUGAUAUGCUGAAGGCUGCAGGUCUGCAACCUGAUGGGAUUUUGGGCCACUCAGUGGGAGAAGUAGCUUGUGGCUAUGCAGAUAAUUCCUUAAGUCAUGAAGAAGCCAUUCUUGCUGCUUAUUGGCGAGGGCGAUGUGUUAAAGAGGCCAAAUUGCCCCCAGGAGGAAUGGCUGCUGUUGGUCUGACAUGGGAGGAAUGUAAGCAGCGCUGCCCUCCAAAUGUGGUACCAGCCUGCCACAACUCUGAAGAUACUGUCACUAUUUCAGGGCCUCUGGACUCUGUGAAUGAGUUUGUAGCCAAACUGAAAAAGGAUGGUGUGUUCGCAAAGGAGGUCCGCAGUGCCGGAGUUGCAUUUCAUUCCUAUUAUAUGGCAUCUAUUGCACCAGCGCUGCUAAGUGCUUUGAGAAAGGUCAUUCCACACCCUAAACCUCGUUCAGCACGGUGGAUCAGUACAUCUAUCCCUGAAUCUCAGUGGCAAAGUGAUCUGGCUAGGAAUUCCUCUGCAGAGUAUUAUGUGAACAACCUAGUGAGUCCCGUGCUGUUCCAUGAAGGCCUGAAGCAUAUUCCAGAGAAUGCUGUUGUAGUGGAGAUUGCUCCACAUGCUCUUUUACAGGCUAUCUUGAGGAGAAGUUUGAAACCAUCAUGCACUAUUCUACCUUUGAUGAAGAAGGACCAGAAGAAUAACUUGGAGUUCUUCCUAACACAGGCUGGAAAGAUUCAUUUAACUGGGAUAAAUGUCCUUGGAAACAACAUGUUCCCAUCUGUGGAAUACCCUGUCCCUGUUGGAACACCCCUUAUUUCUCCAUAUAUCAAAUGGGACCACAGCCAGGACUGGGAUGUUCCAAAAGCUGAAGACUUUCCAUCAGGUUCCAAAGGCUCUGCAUCUGCUUCAGUCUACAAUAUUGACGUGAGUCCUGACUCUCCUGACCAUUACCUGGUUGGUCAUUGCAUUGAUGGCAGAAUCCUGUACCCAGCAACUGGGUACCUUGUGCUGGCUUGGCGAUCUCUGGCAGGGUCUCUUGGCAUGGCCAUGGAGCAAACAGCUGUUAUGUUUGAAGACGUUACAAUUCAUCAGGCAACUAUCCUUCCCAAAAAGGGAUCAGUGCAGUUGGAAGUUCGAAUCAUGCCUGCUUCCCACUGCUUUGAAGUGUCAGGGAAUGGGAAUUUGGCUGUGAGUGGGAAGAUUAACCUCCUAGAAAACGAUGCUUUGAAGAACUUUCGUAACCAGCUAGCUGCAUUUCAGACUCACUUAGAUACAAGCUCAAAGUCUGGCCUCUUGAAGGAAGACGUUUACCAAGAGCUGCAUCUUCGUGGAUAUAAUUAUGGACCAACUUUCCAGGGUGUUCUGGAAUGCAACAGUGAAGGAAGUGCAGGGAAAGUUCUGUGGAAUGGAAACUGGGUGACCUUCCUUGACACCUUGCUACACAUGAUAGUCUUAGCUGAGACUGGGCGCAGUCUACGCUUACCCACCAGGAUUCGCUCAGUGUAUAUUGACCCAGUGCUGCAUCCUGAGCAUGUGUGCCAGUACCAGGACAAUGUAGAAGCUUUAGAUGUUGUUGUUGACCACUGUCUUAACAGCCUCAAAGCAGGAGGUGUUCAGAUUAAUGGUCUUCAUGCUUCUGUGGCACCACGACGACAACAGGAACGAAUCCCUCCCACCCUGGAAAAAUACUGCUUUAUUCCCUAUAUUGAGAGUAACUGUUUGUCUUCCAGUGCCCAGCUUCAUGCCUAUCUGGAGCACUGUAAAGGUCUGAUCAAGAACUUACAGGCUAAAGUAGCUGUGCAUGGUGUCAAAUUAAUCAUCCACGGCCUAGAAACUGCAGGGGCUGCUGCAGGGUCCUCACCCAUGCAGAAGGGCCUGCAGCAUAUCCUUGCUGAAAUCUGCCAUCUGGAACUGAAUGGAAACCUACAUUCUGAGCUGGAACAGAUAGUGACUCAAGAGAAAAUGCACUUCCAGGAUGACCCUCUUCUCAAUGGCUUGCUAGAUUCUUCAGAGUUGAAGGCUUGCCUGGAUGUGGCACUGGAGAACAUGACCAGUCACAGGAUGAAGAUAGUGGAGGCUCUUGCAGGAAAUGGACAUCUGUUCUCUCGUGUCACGAGUAUUCUGAAUACUCAACCCCUAUUGCACCUGGACUACAUUGCCACCGAUUGCACCCUUGAAGCUCUUUCAGCUAAUGAAACAGAGCUACAGGAUGCUGGAAUUUCUUUUAGCCAGUGGGAUCCGUCUAACCCUCCUUCUGGAAACCUGAGCAAUGCUGACCUGGUGGUAUACAACUGUUCAACAAAUGUCCUAGGGAACACCACUAAAAUUGUCUCUAACUUGGCAGCUGCAGUGAAAGAAGGAGGGUUUGUUUUGCUACACACCCUUCUUCAAGGAGAAACUCUUGGAGAAAUCGUCAGCUUCCUUACAAGCCCAGACCUACAGCAGAAGCAUAGCUUCCUGUCUCAGGCACAAUGGGAAGGCUUAUUCAGCAAGGCCUCACUGAAUAUGAUUGCAAUGAAGAGAUCUUUCUUUGGCUCAGUUAUUUUCCUGUGUCGCCGGCAAUCCCCUGCCAAAACACCCAUUUUUCUCCCAAUAGAUGAGACUCAUUAUAAGUGGGUUGAAUCCUUAAAGGAGAUCUUGGCCGACCAAUCGGAGCAGCCUGUGUGGUUGACUGCCACCAGCUGUGGGAACUCAGGAAUUUUGGGCAUGGUGAACUGUCUUCGCCUGGAAGCAGAAGGCCACAGAGUCAGGUGUGUGUUCGUUUCCAACUUGAACCCUUCAUCAGCUGUCCCAUCCAUUAGUCUUUCUUCUCUGGAGAUGCAGGAGAUUGUUCAGAGAGAUCUGGUGAUGAAUGUGUAUCGCGAUGGAAAGUGGGGCUCCUUCAGGCAUCUCCCAUUGCAGCAAGGACAACCUCAGGAGUUGACAGAAUAUGCCUACGUCAAUGCGUUGACACGUGGAGAUCUCUCAUCCCUUCAUUGGAUUGUUUCCCCCCUUCAGCACUUCUACACAACUAAUCCAGAUGUUCAGCUCUGUAAAGUCUACUAUGCAUCUCUUAAUUUCCGGGACAUUAUGCUGGCCACAGGAAAGCUUUCUCCAGAUGCUAUCCCUGGUAACUGGGCUUCACAGCAGUGCAUGCUGGGCAUGGAGUUCUCAGGACGGGACAUGGCUGGAAGAAGGGUGAUGGGAUUGGUGUCAGCAAAAGGGCUGGCAACAGUGGUAGACUGUAACAAGAGGUUUCUAUGGGAAGUCCCUAAAAACUGGACUCUGGAAGAAGCAGCUUCGGUGCCUGUGGUUUAUGCCACUGCUUAUUAUGCCUUGGUGGUUCGAGGUGGUAUGAAGAAGGGUGAGAGUAUCCUUAUUCACUCUGGCUCAGGAGGUGUGGGCCAAGCAGCCAUUGCCAUUGCCCUGAGCAUGGGCUGCCGUGUGUUUACUACUGUAGGCUCUGCUGAGAAACGCCAAUACCUCCAAGCAAGGUUCCCACAGCUGGAUGCUAAUAGCUUUGCCAGCUCCCGAAAUACUACCUUUGAGCAACAUGUAUUACGAGUUACCAAUGGAAAAGGUGUCAACCUUGUGCUGAAUUCCUUGGCAGAAGAAAAGCUCCAAGCCAGUUUGCGGUGUCUUGCUCAACAUGGGCGCUUUUUGGAAAUAGGCAAAUUUGAUCUGUCUAACAACAGUCAGCUUGGAAUGGCUCUUUUCCUCAAGAAUGUGUCAUUUCAUGGGAUCCUACUGGAUUCAAUCUUUGGAGAAUCAAACGAAGAGUGGGAAGUAGUAUCAAAGCUGUUGACAAAAGGCAUAGAAAAUGGUGUGGUAAAGCCCCUGAGAAGUACAGUCUUCAACAAAGACGAGGUAGAAGCUGCCUUCAGGUUCAUGGCACAGGGAAAACACAUUGGCAAAGUUAUGAUAAAGGUCCAAGAAGAGGAGAAGCAAUAUCCUUUAAGAAGGUCUGAACCAGUCAAACUCUCUGCCAUCUCCCGAACUUCCUGUCCACCGACCAAGUCUUACAUCAUCACAGGGGGCCUAGGAGGAUUUGGGCUUGAGUUGGCACAGUGGCUAAUUGAGAGAGGAGCACAGAAGCUUGUCCUGACAUCUCGUUCUGGCAUACGAACUGGCUACCAGGCUAAAUGCGUUAGAGAAUGGAAGGCACUGGGAAUCCAAGUGUUGGUAUCUACUAGUGAUAUUGGAACACUAGAAGGAACACAGCUAUUGAUAGAAGAAGCUUUGCGGCUUGGACCAGUUGGGGGCAUCUUUAAUUUGGCUGUGGUCCUUAGAGAUGCCAUGAUUGAAAAUCAGACCCCAGAAUUAUUCUGGGAGGUCAACAAGGCCAAGUAUUCGGGCACCCUUCAUCUGGACUGGGUGACUCGUAAGAAGUGUCCAGAUCUGGACUAUUUUGUUGUGUUUUCCUCUGUAAGCUGUGGAAGAGGAAAUGCUGGGCAAAGUAAUUACGGCUUUGCCAAUUCUGCCAUGGAGCGUAUCUGUGAGCAGCGACAUCAUGAUGGACUCCCAGGCCUGGCAAUCCAAUGGGGGGCCAUUGGUGAUGUGGGUAUCCUGAAGACAGUGGGAAACACAGAUGUUGUGAUUGGGGGAACCAUUCCCCAGCAAAUCAGCUCAUGCCUGGAGGUGCUCGAUACCUUCCUGAAUCAAUCUCAUCCUGUCGUGUCCAGUUUUGUCCUAGCAGAGAAGGUCUCUGUGAAAAGCGAAGGAAGCAAUCAACGGGAUCUUGUAGAAGCUGUUGCUCACAUCAUUGGUGUCCGAGACGUGAGUAGUCUGAAUGCUGACAGCACAUUAGCAGACUUGGGCCUGGAUUCCUUGAUGGGUGUGGAGGUGCGCCAGACACUGGAGAGAGACUACGACAUCAUUAUGACCAUGAGAGAAAUCCGACUUCUUACAAUCAACAAACUUCGUGAACUUUCCUCCAAGUCCGGGACAGCAGAGGAGCUGAAGCCAUCCCAACUGUUGAAGACAGGCCCAGGCGAGCCUCCAAAAUUAGAUUUGAACAACUUGCUGGUGAAUCCAGAAGGGCCAACAAUUACCCGUCUCAAUGAUGUUCAGAGCACAGAGCGCCCUCUUUUCCUUGUUCACCCCAUUGAGGGAUCCAUUGCAGUUUUCUACACUCUCGCUUCCAGACUUCAUAUGCCAUGCUAUGGGCUCCAGUGCACAAAAGCUGCUCCCUUGGACAGCAUACAGAGUCUGGCAUCCUAUUACAUUGACUGUAUGAAGCAGAUACAGCCUGAAGGACCUUACCGCAUUGCUGGAUACUCUUUUGGUGCCUGUGUAGCUUUUGAAAUGUGCUCCCAGCUGCAAGGACAACAAAAUGCCUCCCAUGCACUCAACAGUCUAUUCCUCUUUGAUGGGUCUCAUUCCUUUGUGGCAGCUUACACUCAGAGCUACAGAGCCAAGCUGGCCCAAGGAAAUGAGGCUGCACUGGAGACAGAAGCAUUGUGUGCCUUUGUUCAGCAGUUUACAGGCAUUGAAUAUAAUAAGCUGUUGGAGAUUCUUUUGCCCUUGAAAGAUCUGGAGGCUCGUGUCAAUGCUGCUGCUGACCUGAUAACUCAGAUUCAUAAAAACAUCAAUCGUGAAGCACUCAGCUUUGCAGCUGCUUCCUUUUACCACAAGCUGAAGGCUGCUGACAAGUAUAUACCAGAGUCAAAGUAUCAUGGGAAUGUGACACUGAUGCGGGCGAAGACUCACAAUGAAUAUGAAGAAGGUCUGGGUGGAGACUACAGACUCUCUGAGGUAUGUGAUGGAAAAGUGUCUGUCCAUGUCAUUGAAGGGGAUCACCGCACCUUAUUGGAGGGAGAUGGUGUUGAAUCAAUUAUUGGGAUCAUCCACAGCUCACUGGCAGAACCACGUGUCAGUGUCAGAGAGGGUUAAGUUCUGCUCACUUACUGUCAAUGGUGAAGAAAAUGCCAACAACAUUCCUUGUUAUGACAGACCCCAAGGAACUCUUCCUGUUGUUCAACAUCUCAUCUGCUCUGCUGCCAGAACUGGGAAGUCCAGCUGCAUUUGAUUGGUCUUUCUCACUCACUCACUCUUCUUUCACAACUUUUAUGGGUUCUCUCUCCUUUUUCCCUUUUUAUGAUUUGUUUUAUCCCUGUCCAUGUUACAUUAGUGCUGUGACUCUGUCACUGUGCACUGCUGUGAGGGUUCCCCACUGAUGGUUGCUUCCUACACCUUUGGCAGUAUGAAAAACAAAUUUAGCAGUAGAUUUCUUGUGCUCUGUGUUGUUUUGUCUUAACAGUAUUCCAAAGGGUAAGUGGUAGCACUUGUUGACCAAGCCCAGUGAGCAGAGAGGGGAGCUGCAGCUGAUUUCGGAGAUACCUGUUGUCUGUGAAGAAUCUGUCUGUAGUUAGGUCAGAAAGAGAAUUCCAUUGAGGCUUUUGUAACUGUGUUGUUUUUUUUCUUUUUUUUCCUUUUUCUUUUUUUUAAUUUGAUAUAUUCUAAGUAUUUAUUGUGUCAAACCAGAGCCUUCUUGCUUGGUUUUAAUUUAUCAUGGGUACCGGAGAAAAACAUACAUUUUGGAGGGGUAGAUCUAUUCUACAAGGGAAAGUUACCAAUUUUUUAAACCAAAGUGCAUCUUUGGAACAGCCUGUUUAUUUGUUGUUUAUUUGGUGUUUUUUGUUGUUUUGUUUUGGUUGGUUGGUUUUGUGUGCUUUUUGUUUUGUUCCGUGGUUGUGGUUUUUUGUUUGUUUUUCACCCCCCACACACACACCCUGCCCUGUUCAGAAAGGAAAUGGUAGAAGGCAGCGUUCUUGCCAUAAUUCUCUCUUUUGAGAAGAGAGAGGAGUGGGGGGCAGUAUGGAUGGUUCAACAGAUGCAACUGUAUUGAACAGCAUUAACUUGAGCUGAUAAAAACAGGCAGAGCUGUCCCUAGAGAUGUACUCGGUUUAUAUUUGUGCAAGGUUCUGUUCUAUGCUUUACCAGAACCAUAGUAAAGCAUUACUAUUGCUUCACCUUUAUUCCCUCCCACCUCCAGUCUCUCCACCCAACCAGCCAUUUGGAGUGUCAGGGGGAAGAGAGUUCUUCAUCGAUAACUGUACAAGUCCUCCUACCCCUGCUCUCCCAUAACUGAAGCUCAGGCAAACAUGCAAGCAUCUACCCAAAGCCCCUGCAUAUUUUAUUUAGCACAGGGCUCACUUAAGCCUUGGGUAUUGAUUUUUUUCUCUUGGCAAUGAGAUGGGAGAUCCUACAUAACUUAGCUAAUUUAUCAGUUCGGCGUGAUUUUAGGAUAUAGUACCUUUUUUAAGGAAACUUACGUAAAAAUACAAUUUAAAAAAAAUGCCUUUGCUUUGUUGGAUCUGUCCUUUCCAAAAUCAGUAAAUCCUUGCUACACUUAUGAUACAGAGGAGACCAGGAUAGCAACAAGGUACCAAGUAGGAGGCAUUAUUGUGCCUCCCAGAACUGCUUAAUCCCCAGUUCUUUGUGUAUUCAUUCCCCAGUGAAGUAUCCUGUUAGUACAGGAGCAUUGUAGUGAGAGGAACAGCGGACUCCUCACUCAGGUUCUGACCUAGUGUUUUUUGCUUGUACUACCCUCUGUGGAUAGUGGCUGGGUUAACUGGUUUUAGUUUUUUAAGGUAUUUCUUUUGUGAAAUCUGAAAUACAAACAACAUAAUGUCAGCUUAAAGCAUUUCCAGAAUAAAUCUUGUUCUUCUUUAUUUCUUUCUUCCUUUCUUUCUUUUAUUAUUUUUUUUUUUUUGGUCUAAAGAAUGUUUUUCUCUUCGGCUCUCCUAGAAUUAAAGAGAAUUGAUCACUGGUUGGCUUUUUGUCUUAUUCUCUAUUUUUUUUUAAUCCUAACUUUUAUUUGAAAUCUCUCAUUUCUUGAUAUAAAGGUAAAGCUGCUGCUGGCAUAUCUAAUUUGGAUCUGUAGAAAUAACAAUAAUAAAGAAGACUUUAAUAUUAUUUUGAAGCAUGGCUUCUUGUUGCCAUGAUUUUAGUACCUUAGAUGCAACCAAACCACACACCCACAGGACUGAAGUGGAAACUCUCAAAUUCUAAUUCGGGCUCCAUUGUUGUGGUUUUGGAUAAGCCAUUAAUGCUACCACCUCAGUUUCCCCAUCUGUAAAAUGGGACUAAUAGCAUCUACCUCAAGGUCAUUGAGAGUUCUAGAUAGGCAAUGGGUAUACGUGCUAUUAAGUUGUUAGGUAUGAUGAUCAGGUGUUAGGUGGCAAUGGAAGGAGGCAGGCAGGUAAUGUGUGAAGGGGAAGGUGCCUUACAUCUGCAAAGAAUGUGAUACUGAGGAGUGGCUAUAUGUACUGGGCAUAUGUGCAUAAUAUGGGACUUCAUUGUAUCUACUGCAUGCUAUCCAUGCACAUCCUAGCAUAUGACACCAUGUAAAACAAAAAUGAUGAGGACUGAUAUAUAUUUUUUCCUUCUUGUUUUACUGCUGGCAGUUGUAGCGAGCCUCACACAGAGUGAAAUAAUCCUUUUUGCCUUGGUUAUGUUUAAAACCUAGAAUGAAAAAUAAAGGAGUGAUUAAACUUUAAUCAAACAGGUACAAUAUUUCUGCACUGAAAUGAGGUGUUUAACAAGUCUGACCCAGCUGUUCAGCUUGGAAUGAAAAUGGUGCAGUUCUGAAUGGGCUGUGUGGAGGGAGCAAGGACUAAUGCUGUUCCAGCUCUCUGAGCAGGAGUUGUACAAGUUCUCUGUAUAAACAUAAAUGUGCAUGGUCUCCUCUAGGCAAAGCUUGAAGAUACUGGUUUAGUAAUAGAAGUUCCUCAAGAUUUACUUACAGCCUUUAUUCUCUCAAUGUUCUUGUGGUUGUUAUUAUUUGAAAAGCAGAAGGUUAUUGUUUUGUUUUUCCCAUAAUUGUCUAAUUAUGAGCUGCUGCCCUGUAACCCAUUAUGUAACUGGCUACUGAAAACAGUGUGCCAAAAAUAAAAACCUUAUUAGCGCUGGUA
Molecule: messenger RNA, 10753 nt
Organism: Anas platyrhynchos (mallard)
Lineage: Eukaryota; Metazoa; Chordata; Aves; Anseriformes; Anatidae
Gene: FASN
Product: fatty acid synthase
Biological process (GO): fatty acid biosynthetic process
Cellular component (GO): cytoplasm
Molecular function (GO): phosphopantetheine binding; 3-oxoacyl-[acyl-carrier-protein] synthase activity; oxidoreductase activity
Source: RefSeq, a predicted model, not a curated record